CCGCUUUUGGAUCUCCAGCGGAUCACAUUGACCUGCUGCUCACACUGUAGCGGUUUCCCUGCAGCUUCCCGAUGCAACUUUAGAUACGUUAGACUACACAUUGUACGAACUUUAAUAAUAUAAUAACAAGAACAUUUGACUACCAGCUCAGUAUGGAUUUGGCGACAUUUAAUCCCGUUAUCCUGUUUCUCGCCUUGGUACAAGUUGUGUUGGCCCUGGUGGAGCCGCCGGCCAACGUGACCCUGGAGUGCCACAACAUGCACAACGUGCUGCGGUGGGACUACGGCCAGCUCGUCCCCGGGCUCAGAUUCAGAGUCAAUAUCCGCUCGAUGGGAAGUCCUCCCAGUGAGAGUUGGGUGGAGCCGCCAGCGAAGCAAGCCGACGUGUCGUUUCUCUCUGAUCCCAGGAACGAAUACAUAAUUUCCGUAACUGCUGUGAUUGGACAGAAUGAGUCUAACUCCGCCCCUCCGGACUCAAUAGAAUUCAGCUAUUUCCAGGACGCUCUAAGUGAAAGAAAAUGUUCUCUUGACCUCCCUUCAGUAAACGUCACGACCCUACAUGAUGGCAAAAUGCUGGUCCGCUUCGUGCAUCCCUGGCUGUUGUACAAGAAGAAAAGCAAAAAGCUCCCCGUAUUUCGAUACAUGGUCGAGGUGGUCCACCAGAAGACACACACAGACCCAACUGACUGUGAGGAGAGUGUGUGUGAGGAGAACGUCAUAGUGGCCGCUUCUCAGGAGAAACACUGUGUGACGGUCGAAGGCGAGCUGGAGAAGAUGUUAGUGAAAACCCUCCGACCGGUCUGUGCCGCGCCAUACGAAGAACCACCAAGCUAUCUCGUCCAUGUGUGGGUGGUGAGCGUCCUGCUGAUCUCCAGUGCGGUUGCUUUUGUCCUCUUCAUGGUCUACCGAAAAAAGACCAAUGCAGCAACUUCUAUACCAAAAUUCUUUAAAUUCGCAGCCAAAGGAAUGCCGGAGAGAAGAGAACUGCAGGAGAAGAUCUUUGUUCCUGAAGUGGUGCCCUGCUCUCCCACACUGAUGGACGAGGAGAAAGACGUCACAUCUUUCAUCACUCCCUGCGAUGACUCCGUGCUCCGGAUGCGCUGCGGCGUGUCGGCAGAGGCAGACAAAGGCCUUUCUGACAGCGUGGAGGUAACGACCGAUGAAGGAUACACGCAGGGCAGAGACUUGGAGCCAGACGAGCCGCUGGAGGCGCCCUCUGGGUAUGAGAAGCGUGCGGUGGUGGUGUCGUAGGCUCCGGGCGAAACGGCGGAGGGAUACCGCGGCUGAGGCUGUAACUUCCCAACAUUGUGGCACAUCGAAUGUUUGAAGUUGGGUCAAAAAAGGGAACUCGUCUGCAAUCAUCUGUCAUUCAAAUUGGAAAAUCUUAACCCUAAACAGCGAUUUUCAGUCGCGGUUACAAAUUCCAGGUGGUUCGAGUCAUGUUGUUCCCUUGUCAGACCGUCUCCACGGGAACAGAGAACCAGGAACGUCCCUCUUGUAGGUGCACUCAGACAUCAGUUACACUUUGCACUAAUGUGUCAGAGCAAGCAACUAAGGUUACAAAUUAAAAUGGCCUUACAGAUGUGUUAUAUAAUAUAGAUCAAAUGAAUUGCUAAAAUCAGAUCAGUCACCAGUGUCAGUGUUGUAAUGUUGUUUAUUUAAGUUCUUGAUUUCUGAUAUUUGUUUCAAAUGUUGCAUCCUCUCAUGCCUGCAUGCUUAACAUUUCCAGUAGUUGCCAAAUCAGCUCAAUUACCUGUGAUUGGUUUAGUUCUAAGUGCAUGCCACCUCCACAGGAGCUUCAUGAAAGGAGAUGUGAAUGAUUCAUAGCUGCCAUAUCUGAGAGAAAUGUGAAGAUAAGUAGAAGAAAGAAAUCUUUUCUGCAGAAAUCUUUAAAGUGCUUCUCGUGACGGCAUUACCUCUUCACUGACAUUUACCUCUGAAUUUAAAUGUCAGGGUUUCAACUGUUACUCAAAACAACAGCGUCACUAAAACACAUCUUUCAAUGAAUCCUAGAUGAGUGAUUCAAAGGGACUUAACGGCGCUUUAUAUUCUGUAAUGCACAUGGAAGUAAAACUAUUAACGUUUUCUGUAAAUACUGUUAUAUCAUAAGCAUCUGUUAAUCAUGCAUUAUCAUCGUAUCUGUUGACCCCAUGUUCAGCAGUAACUGUGCAGUUACAAUAGUCACAAUACUGUUUUCUCUGUAUUAGCGCGUCUUUUCUACCUGAAUCCAAUCCUUUAGUCUCAUUAUGCUAGUUGCACCUUAAAGUCACAGAUAUACAACAGUGACUUGUGUCUUGUGACAUUUCUUUGAUUUAAAUGAAAUAUUCGGGGGGGGGGGUUAGUUGAUGCAAGUCAGAUUUGAUUGGAUCCCAGAGUGAGUGUGAUAGGGAAAGAAGAGCAAUAUGGAUCUGUAGAGGAGUAUUCCUGCUGGUCGACCAGGAGGAGAGAGGGAGAACUACUGAUGGAUCAUUUAUUCACUAAAAGCCAAACACGCUCCCUCCUGUUUAACAAACUACUCUAUUAGCUGCUCUACUCCCAGACUGAACCGUGGUUUGGGCCGUUUCCCAAAGUACAUUUCUUAAGAUACUUUUAUGUAGACACCCGCCAAGUUCAAGACGAGUUGUCAAAAAACACUAUUAAUACGAAAAUGUAUUAAAUUCUUGCCAAAUAAAGGCUGUUAAUUGAACAAUUAACACAGGGUUACAAAAUGUUUGAGUUAUUAUACCCACUCUUUAAAUGAAUUGAUGGAAUUCGAUGAACUAAUUUUCUCAUGAAAUGAGAGGGGAUUUGCACCAGAGGAACUGAAGUGAUGUUUUAACACUUGUACUUGUGCCUUGUUACCGGGCUUUAAACGUCAGCUGUUGAGUUGCUUAUUGUUGUUUUGUGUUGCAUAACUUGAGACUGUACGAGUUGAUGAGCCUUCCCAGCUACAGAGGCUGGAUGCUGAUCAUGACUUUGAAAAAAGGAUAUGGUGCUUUUUUAUUUGUGUAAAAUAUUCGGUUCGCAAUUUUCAAAAAGUAAAUGCCGGGCUUGAUGACCAGCCGGAGUGAUUGUCUGAUAUUUGAAUGUUGUUAACGUUUGAUUUGGAAAAGUGGCCGGCCCAUUAACCUCGAGAAUUUCACUAAUUAACUCUUAAUUAUGCUUCCUCAGUUUCUGUGCCUAUGUCCUUUUAUAAUGAUUCCUUUUCCGUCUGAAAACCAAUGUUAAUGGUUAUUAUCUCGUGAGUUUUCAGUAUUACUUCAUUUCAAUAAAAGUUAAAAAAAAAA
Gymnodraco acuticeps is the source of this 3265-nucleotide messenger RNA. RefSeq names its product interferon gamma receptor 1-like (gene ifngr1l). Gene Ontology annotation, molecular function: protein binding. The record is from RefSeq and is a predicted model, not a curated record. Bases 153 to 1250 code for a protein of 365 amino acids. The transcript is spliced from 7 exons. NCBI's taxonomy places the organism in Eukaryota, Metazoa, Chordata, Actinopteri, Perciformes, Bathydraconidae.